UUGGCUUUUGGCGUUUUAUGGGAAAUUACAAAGCAAUUUUUGGAGGCGAUUAUCGAAAUUUUACCGAAUAAAGAAACCUGUUAACCGCACACAGUAAAGUCCAGAAUCCCAGAGAUCAUGUGCAGCUGCGAGCUCUUUAAUCCGUUCUACAUUGGACCCUAUCCGGAGCGUGCUUGUGGAGAUUGUCCGUAUGGAAAGUACUCGGGAUACACGAGAUGUGGCUGGAGUGGCGGGAAUGGACCGUUUGGCACCACCUUCUGUGAUCGCUCCUUCUCGUGUGGCGGUGGGAGAGGUUGUGGACCUGAGUGGAAUCCCUUCUGUGGGACAUCUUCUGGAUCAUUUCAUCGUUCUAAUUGUGGUCCACGUUGUGAUUCCAGUUGUGGUUCCUCCUUUGGAUCGUCCUGUGCUCCUCGCUGUUGCUGCAACAUGGGCUCCAGUGGAUUGGGCGGCUGUGGCCGAUACUGCUACUCCUGCUGUUAAGUGUAUCCAUAUUUCUGUUGCCUCUGGACUUUACUGUGUGCGGUUAAUUGGUUUCUUGUGCAAAAUUGAUUGUAAAGCACGAACAAUUAUGGUUAGCCCUUUAAGUUUUAUA
Molecule: messenger RNA, 592 nt
Organism: Drosophila eugracilis
Lineage: Eukaryota; Metazoa; Arthropoda; Insecta; Diptera; Drosophilidae
Product: keratin-associated protein 5-1
Exons: 2
Coding region: 118-480 (120 amino acids)
Source: RefSeq, a predicted model, not a curated record